CCGACCGGAAGUCGUCCCCUCUCACGCCUACCUGCCGUAUUGAAGCUGCGACGACGACGUUGCACCUUUAUAUCGGUGUUAAUAAAGAGCUGUUAACGUUUAUCACCGACAUAUGAAGUAUAAGAGAAGUUAAUAACAUUAUUUAUCCACAGUGUUCCUGUAACGGAGCCACGGAGACAUCAUCCACAGGACGGACAGAGGAGACAGGAUGUUGAACUGCAGCCCGUGGGCUCUUCUUCCGCUCACACACUCUGUGCUCACCGCUGCUGGACUGUGGCUCGUAUACUUCAUUGCUGUGAGUGAUGAGCGUAUUGCACCACUGGGUUCAAAAUACAGGAGGAGAAAUGGAUCCUUUUAUCCUCCAUACAUCAGUAUUGCCGGCAACUUUCCACCAGCCAGCUGCUUCUUCAGCGAGGUCAUGAACUUGUCUGCGUUUCUGGCGUUCAUUAUCGCCGUCCUCAGAUACCUUCAGCUCAAACCAAUAAUAAACAGAGCCUGGCUGAACGUCGGGAGUCUGGUGGUUUUCUCUAUCGCCUGCUUUGGAAUGACGCUCGUAGGAAACUUCCAGCUAUUCACCGAUGAGAUUAUACACAACUUUGGCACCUUCAUGACAUUUGGACUGGGAACGCUGUUCUGCUGGGUGCAGUCCUAUAUCACCCUGAAAGUUGACAUGAACAACGAGGGGAGGAAGACUGCUAUCAUUCGUUUCCUGUUGUCUGCAUCCAUCUCCAUCUGCAUGAUCCUCUACUUCUCCCUGAUGGCUGUGGGCCUCCACAUGCAAGCAGCUCAGUGCCAGUGGGCGCUCGUCAUGUUCUUGCUCGUCUUCCUCGGCACUUUCGCCAUCGAGUUUCGUCUCAGCCGCUUUGAGGCCGUGUGCGAAAACAGCUCCGGGGUGCUGUGAGCCUGUCGAGAGACUUUCUCCGGACUUUUACAGUGUUACGCUCUCUGACUCUUUUAAGAUCCUCAGGUAUAACUUGCAUGAGACUUAAAAUUAAUCCGCAACAUAGUUUAAGAUGCAUUUAUUCCAUCUGAACAAGCUGUAAGUGUUUGUUUACGCCAACAAUCACCACUAUAUGUAUUCAUGUUUUAAAACUACACCAAAAAUCUGCUUUGUGUGCUGCUACCUUUUUAUACGUAUGCAAGGAUGUUUUCACCUUUUUCAACAUUAUAGACCUCUACUUUAUUUUUGUAACUUUUUUUUUAAUGUUUUGGGGGAUUGUGUGAAUCUACAGUUGUAGAUGCUUACUGACGCAAUCAGUAUCAAUACAAUAAAAUAUAUACAGGAAAA
Messenger RNA from Dicentrarchus labrax (European seabass), 1288 nucleotides. It is a transcript of the gene tmem150c, whose product is annotated as transmembrane protein 150C. NCBI's taxonomy places the organism in Eukaryota, Metazoa, Chordata, Actinopteri, Moronidae. The coding region runs from base 209 to 901 and encodes 230 amino acids. The record is from RefSeq and is a predicted model, not a curated record. The transcript has 8 exons.